GCUCAGGAACAAGAACGUGGAACCGAGUGAACAGCAGCACCUGCGAUCAAAGACAAGAGCGACUGGCACUCUCAGACUGUCCCAUCCAGAAUGAAGGCUCUGGUGACUUUGCUUUUGCUGGGGUGGUUGGGUCAGGUUCGGUGUUGCAGCCCUCAACCUGGAUCAAGGCCAUUGAUGGCGGGAAAGAUCAGGACUGGUAUCAUAACUCCUGUACCCACACAAAUUAUGAAUGGGAAUCCUGGUGGAGACUGGACCUGCAGCAGAAAUACAAAGUGAACAUGGUUGUGGUCUAUGGCAGGUCGGACUGCUGUAAGGAACGGAUGAAUGGUCUCGAGGUCCGCGUUGGAGAUUCUCCGAACAAUCACAACCCAGCGUGCGGUACGAUCACCGACUAUAAUAUUACCACCACACCUUUCUGCUGUAAUGGGAUGGAGGGUCGGUACAUCAGCGCGGUGAUCCCGGGGCGCAGUGAAUACCUGCACCUGUGCGAGGUGGAGGUCUACGGGGAGCCUGCUGGACCCGCGUCCAUCAAUAUCGCCAGAAGCGGGGAAGCCACGCAGAGUUCUACUUUAAUUUAUUUAGCUAUAAGUAGUGUUGCUAGCAAUGCCAUUGAUGGCGGAAAAGAUCAGAAAUGGUCUCAUGGUUCCUGUAGCCACACAAAUUAUGACUGGGAACCCUGGUGGAGACUGGACCUGAAACAGAAACAGAGCGUGUAUGUUAUUAAAGUCUAUGGCAGGUCGGACAGCUUUUUAUGGCGCUUGCAGGAUCUCGAGGUGCGAAUUGGUGAUUCUCCAGACAAUAACAACCCGCUGUGCGGCAUGAUCACCAACUAUACUAAUCCCAUCACAACUUUCUGCUGUAAUGGAUUGGCGGGUCGAUACGUCAGCGCGGUGAUCCCGGGGCGCAGUGAACGUUUGACCCUGUGCGAGAUAGAAGUCUACAAUGGCACCAUGACUGAGAAUGAUGUCUGCUGGUAA
This is a messenger RNA of Nanorana parkeri, 977 nucleotides long. RefSeq lists its product as uncharacterized. The transcript is spliced from 7 exons. The record is from RefSeq and is a predicted model, not a curated record. The annotation marks the transcript as partial. NCBI's taxonomy places the organism in Eukaryota, Metazoa, Chordata, Amphibia, Anura, Dicroglossidae.